CCGUGGGACCUCUCAGUCCAAGGUCUGGAAUUCUGGGCGGAAGGCAGAAGAGAAAACAGUCACUGAGCCGACACUUUGCGUGUGUUGAUAGCAAAUCGUUUUCCCCACUUAUUCGCAGACUCGACCGAAUAUUCGCCCAUCGACCUUCAGCAAUUAUUAUUGGUAGUAUUUGAUCGACGGCUUUCGUUUUCUUCGCCCAGCGAAUCGCAGCAUCAUGGACGAAAGAAGGUCUUCCGUGGUCUGUUCCGUUCUUUAUGGGCUAAUGGUGCUGGUGCUGCUGGGUGUGUGCGCGAUGGACGUCUGCACAGCGCAGAUUCGGGCCAACAGUAUUUCUCUCGUCUACAUUCGGAACGGUCGUACGAGCACAAGACGUAGCUGGCUCGCCGGCCCGCGUCGUGAAACCUCCCGGCGCUCACCCAUCGUGUCCCGGCAGAUGGACCCCGGUAGCGCUGUGCAGUCCGGACUAGGCAAACGACAGGCCGUUCAGUUGGUGAACAUGAUGGGAUCAUCCGAGUGUGGCGUGGGGGGUCUCCGCGGCACGCUGGAUGCUACUCUGAGUCUUUGGAACUACGGUUGCUACUGCGGCUUUGGAGGCCACGGCAGGCCUGUGGACGCGAUCGAUAGGUGCUGCCAACAGCACGACUGGUGCUACAGACGAACCUCGCGAUCUGACGCUCACUGUAUGCCCAAGAUCAACCUCUACCGGUGGCAGUGCAAGGCUGGCAUACCCGUGUGCACUCGUGAUCGCCAGGGGAUAUCAGGAUCAGCGGGGAACGACGCGUCGAGCCGGAUCGCGGACUGCUCCGCCACGGCGUGUGCGUGCGACAGUGCGUUCGUGACGUGUCUCAACUCCGUCGACUUUCGCCACUCUUACAACACGUCCUAUGUGCGGUACAGCCGCAAGACGGGAGCAUGCCCUAGUAGAUAGCAGUGUACUGCGGACAGCUACAUGUACAUGUACGGUGCUGGCAACAGAAACCCGACCCCUGGCGAUUUCUGUUUUUCUUUUUCUGAAAUUUCUGUGAAUUUGUCUGUCGGUGUAGGAUGUACUCUGUGAAUAAACAGUCUUUUGACAAAACGUCGUUUUACGAUCUGUCGUCGAAAUAUUUGUUUUCUGUGAACAGUCACAAUCUCAUUUUAUAUUAGGCCCAGUAUACUAGCACAAGUGUUUUAACUCUGAGUUUCAUGCACUAAGCGAUCAUCAGAAAACAGUAAUUUUGAUCGCUUAGUGCGUGAAACUCAGAGUUAAUUAAAACACUUUCUCUGUCCUCUUAUUGUUUGAAUCAGCGAUCUGCCUCUCGGUAUUGAGCACUUUCUUGGACAGCCUGGAACCUCUCUGUUUUACUAGUACAUGUACAUGUACAUGUAGUAACAGCAUAGUAAAGAAUGGGUCUGGGCUAACUUGAUAUCUGCCCAUACCCGGCUCUUGUUCUCCUGUUCGUCACAGUUCCAUUCUCUCCCUCUGAUUUGUAACCAUGUUGUUCGCAACUUACUUCAUCCUGCGCCUUGAUCCUCGAAGGGUGGUGGCGUUCCUGCGGAUGCGGAAAACCCGGCCUCUAGCCGAGUCUGACGCGAGCUGUGAAUUUUGUUUCCCAACUUCAUGAUCAAAUGAACGUUCCUUCCUUUCUCUCUCUAGCCACACUACCUACUCUUCUCCCUUACGGUUACCUCGUUUAUCAAUUGUUUUAUUUUGUUUAUUAUCUCAACUACUGUGCAUUUGCACGGGA
Molecule: messenger RNA, 1727 nt
Organism: Sycon ciliatum
Lineage: Eukaryota; Metazoa; Porifera; Calcarea; Leucosolenida; Sycettidae
Product: phospholipase A2-like
Exons: 2
Coding region: 215-928 (237 amino acids)
Biological process (GO): lipid catabolic process; phospholipid metabolic process; arachidonate secretion
Molecular function (GO): calcium ion binding; phospholipid binding
Source: RefSeq, a predicted model, not a curated record